AUGGCCGAGGGGCAGGCAGCCUCCGGGGCCGACUGGGAGAUCGACGUGGAGAGCCUGGAGCUGGACGAGGGCGAGGAGCAGCUGGGGGCCUGCCUGCUGCAGGGCGGCGGCCCAGAGGAGCAGGAGGACGAGGAGGACGACGACGAGGAGGAGGAGGACGGGGAAGAGGAAGGGGCGGCCCCGCGGGGCCCUAGCCAGCCCAAGCAGCAGCAGGUGGAGCGGGGCAGCGGAGGGGAGCAGAGGAAGCUGAGCCGGACCCCGAAGUGCGCCCGCUGCCGCAACCACGGCGUGGUGUCCUGCCUGAAGGGCCACAAGCGCUUCUGCCGCUGGCGGGACUGCCAGUGCGCGAACUGCCUGCUGGUGGUGGAGAGGCAGCGGGUCAUGGCCGCCCAGGUGGCGCUCCGGAGGCAGCAGGCCACUGAGGAUAAGAAGGGGCUAUCAGGGAGACAGGCUAAUUUUGAGCGCAAAACAGUCUACCAGAGGCCUGUCAGGACGCCUAGCUUGCUGGCCAAAAGCAUUUUAGAAGGUUAUCGCCCCAUGCCAGCAGAUCCUUACCUGGGAGGGAAUUCACCUUUGCCACCUCCUGUAAGUGACAGGAUGAGAAAAAGACGGGCCUUUGCUGAUAAAGAGCUGGAGAACAUUAUGUUAGAGAGAGAGUAUAAAGAAAGGGAGAUGAUGGAAGCCACUCAAGCUGCUGCCCUUUUCCUGCCUAACCAUAUGGUGCAUGGAACUGAAUACAAUUCCUAUAAAACUGCCUUUAACCCUACCCAGGUUGAAGAUCCUAGCAAGGAGUUUUGCAACUUCUUACCAACCUGUCUUGACUUAACCAUGCAGUAUUCAGGAUCUGGGAAUAUGGAACUGAUUUCUUCAAAUGUCAGUGUAGCCACUACCUACAGGCAAUAUCCCUUGUCCUCCAGAUUAUUGGUAUGGCCAAAGCGUAGCCCCAUUAGUGAUGCUUUUCUCUAUCAGCAAUGCCUACUGAAUGCUACGGCAGUCCAAGCUCUCAAACCUGGGGCAGCCUGGGACUCGAAGACUUCACAAGGCCAGGAUUGUGUAAAUUCAGAGCAGGACAUGAUGUCACCAAAAACUGAAAAUUCACUUGUGCUUUCUCAUGCUCGAGAAAUUCAGUGUGUCCCUCAGGAGGCCCGUGAGAGGUCUGCUUUCUCUCCUCCUAAAAGGACUUUUCCACAGAUUUCUGAGAAGGAUUCUCUGGCUUCUCAAGAACACAUCUUAAGCAAGAUCAGCAAAGAAAAUACCAAGCACCCUCAAGCACUCAAGUAUAAUCCGUUCCACUCAUUUUUACAGCAAACAUUUCAUGACAAAUCAGGGCCUGAGUUAAAAACAUCAUUUGUAAAAGAGAGCUUUGAAGAGGCAUCUAAGAAGUACAGAGAGUGCUCCAUCAAAGAGAACCAAAAGUACAAAUUUACAAUAGAUAGAUACUCAAAAGACUUUUUUGGGGCCAAACAAGCUGCAACAAAACUCUCAGCAAAUGAGCCUCUAUCAUUCUCUGUUGAAUCAAUCCUUAAACGACCCUCUUCUGCAGUCACUAAUGUCUUGCAGUAA
Emys orbicularis (European pond turtle) is the source of this 1563-nucleotide messenger RNA. It is a transcript of the gene DMRT2, whose product is annotated as doublesex and mab-3 related transcription factor 2. Gene Ontology annotation, cellular component: nucleus. Lineage: Eukaryota; Metazoa; Chordata; Testudines; Emydidae. Gene Ontology annotation, molecular function: DNA-binding transcription factor activity, RNA polymerase II-specific; RNA polymerase II cis-regulatory region sequence-specific DNA binding. Gene Ontology annotation, biological process: regulation of transcription by RNA polymerase II; sex differentiation. Bases 1 to 1563 code for a protein of 520 amino acids. The record is from RefSeq and is a predicted model, not a curated record. The transcript has 3 exons.